AUGAACAAGAGGAAGGGUUCCCUUUAUGAGUAACUAUCAAGAGUAACCCCUAUGCUAAAAAACUCUGGCUAAACAGUUACUGAAAAAUAUGAAAAGGAUAAAGAAGAGCAUGAAAGUUGGCAUCAUAUUUAGCCAAACUCUUAACUUAAUUCAUUUUAGCAUCAUUAAAGACUUGAGCAGAUUUAAAAGCCUCAUUAAUUUAAAUUAAAAGAAAAUAUUAAUACUUUCAAUGCAGCAUAAAGUUAGAAUUAACAUAAACUUCAACAAACAAGUAAGCAAGCAAAGUAAAUUCGCUCUCAUUCAGCAUAAAGGUCUUCAUCUCUAGAUAAGAGGAGAUAAGAGGUGUGUUAUUGGGAUAAAAAUUGCUUCAUAGAAAAUACUGAUUUGCAUCAAAAUAAUAAUCAUAAUAAUUUGGAUUAAUAUAGGAAUCACCCAAGAGGUGUAAAUCAACAUUCGAUAAAUGAUAAAAUCAAGAGAUAAGUUUAAUGCUAGACUGCUUUUAAUAUGAAUUACAAUUUAAUAAACAAUGACAAUCAGCACUCAUUAAAAAUAGAAAAGCUUAGAGAUGAGUAUAAUAGAGAGUAAGGAAGAGAUCUUUAAAUUUAAGAAUCAUUAGCCAAUUAGAUGGAAAACUCAACGCACUAUCAAGAAGAAUUUGAAUAUACAGUUCCAAAUACAAAUGAAAGAAAUGAGUAUAUGAAUGAAGAAGAAGGUUACAUCCUCUCAAUAAACUAGCAUGCACGCACUUAAUAUAGAAAACCCUAAGCUAAAAACAUUAAUUAUUAAAAGUAAACAUUCGAUUACAUAAAGCAGCUCAUUUAAAAGUAGUAAAAGGAUAUGAAAUACUACCUCGAAUAGCGUACUACUGAUACUACAGAUGAUUAGAACGUGAGUAUUAAUCCAAAUAACAAGAGCUCUUCAGAUGAAGCCAUAUUGACAAGCGCAGAUCAAAAGAGUUUUUAUGAUUAAUGUGGAAAUGAAAAUCACAUAAAUGGAAAUUAUAUUGCAAGUCAUUUUCCAUAUCCUAAAAACGGAAAGCAAUAUAGUAAGGCUUUUAUAGCUAAAGAGAUUUCCUCAAGUCACGACACAACAAAGCUGAUAGAUGAUGAGUCUGGAAAUAAGUAGUAGAAUAGCGAUAAUAAUAUUAAAGCUAAUUUUGAAAGCACUUGCAAUUAAAAAGAUUACCAAGAAUAUUUAUCAGAAUAGCACAUAUACUCGAAAAAUUAAUUUAAUAAUACUCACCCAUCUGCUAAUAAUAAAAUGCCUGAUUUGAUUCUUUUUGAAAAACCAAAUUAAAUUAGAUCUAGCUGUAACAAUAGAUAUGAGCUCAGAAGAAAAAAUACUCCUUCAUAAGGAAGUAACUAAAAAAACAACAAAAAAACUUUAAGCAUCAUAAGCGAUUAAUUUGAAGAUAUGCUAGAAUGCAAAAUGGUAGAUCAUCAGCUUUGUCCUAAAAGUGAAAUCAAAAAAAAUAAUCUAUAUUCAAAUCCCAAUAAGAUUUAGAAAAGAUCAAAAUCUGAAACCAAAAAUAGCAGAAAUUAUAGAUGA
This is a messenger RNA of Tetrahymena thermophila SB210, 1548 nucleotides long. RefSeq lists its product as hypothetical. The transcript is spliced from 4 exons. NCBI's taxonomy places the organism in Eukaryota, Ciliophora, Oligohymenophorea, Hymenostomatida, Tetrahymenidae. The record is from RefSeq and is a predicted model, not a curated record.